This is a messenger RNA of Drosophila eugracilis, 276 nucleotides long. Its product is annotated as metallothionein-3. Lineage: Eukaryota; Metazoa; Arthropoda; Insecta; Diptera; Drosophilidae. The record is from RefSeq and is a predicted model, not a curated record. Gene Ontology annotation, molecular function: metal ion binding. The transcript is spliced from 2 exons. The coding region runs from base 75 to 206 and encodes 43 amino acids.
GCAUAAACGAAUCUGACCACAAACAAGGCUAACCGUCUAAAGACUUCAAGGAAAUAAUAACAAGAAUUCCAAUAAUGGCUUGCAAAGGUUGCGGAGCUAACUGCAAAUGCACGGACAGCAAGUGCGGCGACAACUGUUCCUGCAACAAGGACUGCAAGUGCGUUUGCAAAAAUGGACCAAAGGAUCAGUGCUGCAAGAACAAGUAGAUUAAUCGAUUGAUCAAAUUAAAAAACCAAUAAAUAAAUGUUGGUCCCUAAACCUCUAGCAAAAAACACA